AUGUCCACCGGCGUAUAUGUUCCCCAUUUGCAGGUCAUAGGAUUCGACUUCGACUCCAGGAAAAAUUUAUUCAUAAAAAAAAAAAUUAUCCAAAAGCACAUUACAGAUACGAAUCAAAUCAUUCAUGAGAACUUCGAGCUGAGAAAGAGCAUCCGGAAACUAAAGCACGAUAUUUGCAGAAACAAAAUAAAAAAAGACUACCUGCACUUCUCACUCAUGGACAUAGAAGAAGGGGUCGACGACGUCAAGUACCUAAAACAGAAUUGCGAAUUUCUCUUUAGUGACAUAAAUAAUGUGAUCAGCUCACUGGAGGCGAAGAAAAAAAACAGGAAACUCAUUUUUCAAAUUUCGGAACAGAAGCUGCGCGAGCAGAUUAGUAACGUGGACGCGAAAAUUUCAGCGAUGAAAUCUGAGAACGUCGUGUUGGAGGCCAACAUGCAGAGCCUGCUAAAGGAGAUUAGCCAAAUGGACAAGGCGGCGCAGGGCGAUCAGGAGGAAGACGCGACCCACCUACUCGACACGAAGGGAAACUUGGGCGACGACGACGUUGCGCGGGUUAGCAUGUUCUUCAAAUGUUCUGAUGCAGUUGUGGCUGGAGAGAUCGGCGAAGAAAAUGAAACAGACGACGCACCACAUGUAGAGGGAGGGAGCAAUCAACAAAAUGAAACCGACAAUGUGGUGGAACAAAGCCGCGACCACGCACAUAAACAGGCCGCGGAUCAGGACGCCGCUCCUGAAAAAAAAAAACAAAAAAAACUGCGCACCAAGGACAUCCACGAAAGGAGUGCCAUGCUACGGAAAAAAUAUAAGUGA
Plasmodium fragile is the source of this 813-nucleotide messenger RNA. RefSeq lists its product as uncharacterized. Bases 1 to 813 code for a protein of 270 amino acids. Lineage: Eukaryota; Apicomplexa; Aconoidasida; Haemosporida; Plasmodiidae. The record is from RefSeq and is a predicted model, not a curated record. The transcript has 4 exons.